Molecule: messenger RNA, 970 nt
Organism: Petromyzon marinus (sea lamprey)
Lineage: Eukaryota; Metazoa; Chordata; Hyperoartia; Petromyzontiformes; Petromyzontidae
Gene: EEF1B2
Product: eukaryotic translation elongation factor 1 beta 2
Biological process (GO): translational elongation
Cellular component (GO): cytosol; eukaryotic translation elongation factor 1 complex
Molecular function (GO): translation elongation factor activity; guanyl-nucleotide exchange factor activity
Source: RefSeq, a predicted model, not a curated record
CGUAGCCCUGCCCCCCAGGGAGGGUGGAGCCACACCCCAAGCCCCGCCCCUGCCCCCCACCACUAUAAAGAGUCGCGCGCAGCCACGCGCCGCCUUCUUUCUCUCCCCUCGUCACAACUCUCGCGGUGUCCACAAUGGGUUUUGGGGAUCUGAAAUCUCGCUCCGGCCUCCAGGUCCUCAAUGACUUCCUGGCUGACAAGAGCUACAUCGAGGGCUACGUCCCGUCGCAGGCCGACACGGCCGUGUUCGCGAGCCUCUCCGGCCCUCCCAGCGCGGACCUGGAGCACGCCCUGCGCUGGUACCGGCACAUCCGCUCCUACGACACCAGCAGUCUGCCCGGGGUGCGCCGUCCGAUCUCCGAGCUGGGCCCCCCCGGGCCGGGGUCCGACUCAGCCCCCACCACCGGAGCCGGCAAACAGCAGCAGCAGGAGGAGGAGGAUGACGACAUUGACCUGUUCGGCUCUGACGAUGACGAGGGGGAGGAGGCACGGAAGGUGAAGGAGGAGCGUCUGGCGCAGUACGCUGCCAAGAAGUCAAAGAAGCCCACGGUGAUCGCCAAGUCCUCCAUCGUGCUGGACGUGAAGCCGUGGGACGACGAGACAGACAUGGCCCAGCUGGAGGCCGCCGUGCGCAGCGUCGCCAUGGACGGCCUCGUCUGGGGCGUCUCCAAACUCGUCCCCGUUGGUUACGGAAUCAAGAAGCUACAGAUCCAGUGUGUGGUGGAGGAUGACAAAGUGAGCGUGGACCUGCUGGAGGAGGCCAUCGUGGCGUUUGAGGAUCACGUUCAGUCGGUGGACGUCGCUGCCUUCAAUAAAAUCUAAGACGGUCGCCGGGGGUCGCCGGGGGUCGGGGGUCGACGGGGGUCAGGGGUCGCCCCGGGGGGGGGGGGGGGGGGAUGAGCAACAACUGCGACUGCCGGCACCACCACCACUACCUGUGACACCCAGAAUAAAAGUGCAAAUAGCUCAAC